AAAACAGCGCCGAGGCGCCACAGAGUUCAGCAGAACUCUGGAGAAGUGCGUCAGAGAAGAGGUAUGGCGGCGGCUAGCUGAGGCUGAGAAACACUGACCCAGAAGCACAGAACGAUUAAAGACUGUUCUUCUCCCCUGAAAAUGGCUAGCAGCAACCAGAAUGUAGGACAGGAGACUAAAGGAGACGGGAGGAGCCGCGGAGGCAGCGUAUCUAUUGAGAAUAGUGAUGUUCCGAAGCAUUUAAUGCCAGGCUCGGCUCUCACAUCCAAACAAGAUGGCGAACAGGCUGUAUGUGAAGCAGGACCCGUGCUGCUAGCAGGGCAAGAAGAUGCAGAGCGGCGCAGGAGCAGCAUGUCGGACCUGAAGACGAGCGAUAAUGGCUCCGCUGCGUUUGAAAAGGCUGCGCUAGAACAGCCAAGGAGAAGCUUUCACAUUCCCCGGAAGAACAAGGAAAAGAAAGCGCUGUUUCAGUUCAUGUCUCUGGACUCUCGGGAGUUUAAAGAGAUUCUGAAGAUUAUGAGCUCCUCCUACCUCGACCCGUCAUCAGGAAGCACCUUUUCUUAUAAGAAGGCCAGCCUGAUCCACAGCGAGCUGCUGGAGAAGGAGUUUAUUGAAAAGAAACGAGAGUUGAAACAGGAUGGGAGAACAGAGAAGGAGCUUGUGGAGUCCUAUGCUUUUUUGCUGGCUGAUCCUACAAAGCUCAACUGGAUUUGUGAAAAAGGAUUAGACAUUGGACAUUCCAGAGUCACAACACUUGGCAAGCCUUCAUUGGGUGUUUAUCUGUCCAAGCAUGCUGAUCUGCUACAGAUUAAUCCCUUUGAUGUCGGAGCAACUGGAGAAAUAAUUAUAUUUAAAGUUAUGAAGGGAAGAAUCAAGAGCAUAUAUGAAAACAUGUCAAAAAACAUCCUGGAUCCAACCCCAAAGUUUGAUUGUCACGUUUCCAAAAAUUCUUCACGGGUCACGACGCUGUGGUCCUACAGAGCGUUUGAGCUCACACAGACCUACUUCUAUGAGUAUGUCUUUGAUGACAUUAAGAAGCGCCCCAGGCACGUGUGUCCCUAUGCUGUGGUGUCAUUCAUGUGCCAAGACAAGGGCAGUGCACCAGUGCCAAAGCCAUUGCCUCCGCCAAUGUCAGUCAGCAACAGCUCAGAUGGGGGUGGAGGUAAAGGCCACUUCACAGUUUGGAGCGGUCAGUUUCUAAACAAGGGGAACCUAAUCUGCCAUGCCGACCUGAAAUCUGACAAGUGGCUAUUUCCCCCCUUCAAACUGCCCGAGAAGCUUGACGUGGGAAGUGUGAUGUCCCUGGAUCAAGUGAAACUGAAGAUCCCGGCUGCCGUGUUUUACAGGGACACUUACAAUAGACAGAGGGAAGUGCUAAAAAGUGGGAUGUAUUGCAGCCUUUUUGAGCUGUUGGAAAAAUCUAAAUCUGGAAGCAGCUUACCAAGUGUGCUCCAGAAGCUGGAAAAGGAGAAACUGGUGCUUGUUAAACCUCUGGAAGACAAAGGAUUUCUUUUCCUGCUUUCAUCCUCCCAAAUGGUUUAUAACGAGUUGAAAGGCGAGCAGUUGAGGUGUCUCCAGGCGCUGUUUCUGUUCCAGGAGCCCCGAGAUGUGGUGAAGGCUGCAAAAAGCUGUGCAACGGCAGCACCCCAAUCAACCGAAGGCACGGAGGAGAUUAUGCCUCAUUUGAUGACGUUUAUUCCUGCUCUCCACUACGGCCUAAUGAAGUCCCGCAACAACACUUCCACACCCCCGAACAUUGCAGUGGAGCGUUGUGCGAAUGAUUACCUGAGGAAUCUGCCUGAAGGAGGGAGGAAACGGAUCAGGGAGUUUGUCUUGUAUGAGUAUGACCAGAAGCUGGACCAUAAAAAGGCUUUGUUCACUCCACCAUACGUAAAGACAAAUAUCGAUAAGGCUCUGCACUUCUACCUAUACGAGUCCAACGCCUUUAAGCUGUCACUAUCCCGAGUGAGGGAGAUGGUGGAAAGCUCUCUCAGGGUCCCAGAGUGCAGCCGGGAGGGCUCCGAGGGCAAGUGCGAAAGCAAGAGGCUUGGCCGGGGGAAUGGCUCGGAGCAUGCGCCGCUGUCGCAGAAGACUAGUCACAAUGCGAUGGACGACCCGGAGAAACUCAAGGAGCUGAUCCACCUGAUUCAGAGCAGGAAAAAGCACAUGGGAGAAGGGGCAGAGAGCGAGGAGUUCAAGAGCGUCCACAGUCUGAAGAGAAAGCUGGAGGGGGACGAUGUCGAAACUGCCUACAAGCACUUGAGGACAUGGGCCGGGGAGAACGGAGAAGACCUGAAAGCUGAUGUCGAGCAGUCUCCUGAUUCCUCCUCUCUCAUUACCUGUCUGGGUGGUCAGGACACUGACCUAAGGAAGCAAGACCCCUCCAGCACUGUGGCUGCCGACACCCAGAGCCUCAUCCAGCUGCUCCUGGACACCCUGACCAGCGCUGGGGGUGCCUCGGCUGUGGCCCUGUUGAACAAGCCCCUGGACUCGGGAUGUGCUCAGGAGCCCCCCAUGAUGCACGGCUAUGAGGAUUCAGAGAAGGAGGGGGCCCUGAUGGCAGCAGAUCCCUCCAGUACGUGCAAUGCCAGUGACCUCCGCCUUGCCUCUGGGGAUGAGAGGAGUGACGGGAAGGACAGCUCUGAGGAGCAGAUGGCUGGCAGUGUGAGCAGUCUGGAGGGCUUCAGCCCCUGCUCCAGCACGCAGCUCGAGCAGACACACCACAGGGAGCAGGGGGCCAGGCUGCCAGGGGACAGCAACAUGGCUUGGAAACUCAUCCCAAUAACAGGUAUGAAGUCACAGACGUACCGCCUAGCUCAGGAGGCUAUUAGUCCUCAUGACCCCCGUGUGCUGCACAGCCAAGACUCUUCUCCCUUGAAGUUCACCCAGGUCUCUUCCCCGACGCCAGCAGAGAUGCACGAAGAUGACAAGGACGCUGUCCAUCCAGGCUGGUCCAGCUUCACCGCGGAGUACAUCUCUGCUGAACCCAGAGACGUGGAGAGCACUGUCUUCCAAGAGUUUGGGGGCUUUACCACUAAAGUCCAGGAGCUUCUGAGGCAGGAGAACGUCUUGUACAGCACAAAGUCGGUCGUUUCCAUCCCUGAGAAGCUGACGUCUGGGUUUUCCAAGUGCGUCCGAGUCCGGGAGCCGCACGUCCCUGUGCAGAACUACGUCGACAAGCUGUGUGAGAAGAUGAGAAGUUUGGUGGACUCUGAAAAGCUCAGAACUGCUGCCAGAUAUUCUCAGUUAAGCAGUUCUCCUCCAGAGCAGUCCCUGCAAACUGGAGCUCGACUCGGGACAGUGACGAACACGCCGCAGGUCCAGAUGGAGCUGUCGCAGUCUCCCAGUAAAGAAUGUUUAAAACAAGAUGAACCAGAGCCUGAACAACAGAGCCUGAAUGUAAACCCCGCUGCGCUGAGCGUGCCGUCCCUGGAUACUGCGAUGGAGCCUGAGCCUGCAGCGGUGGCAGGUAGCCGAGAUGGAAUGCUGCCGCUGGGGGAAGCUGCUGCUCACUGCCCUCAGAUUUCAUCGGCUGUUCAGGCUCCAGCUGCUUUCAGUAACCUCAUCAAUCAGCUCAAGCCAGAAGUCUUCUCUAGUUUGGUCAAAAUCAUCAAGGAUGUGCAGAAGAACACUUUGAAGUUUUAUAUCCACGCAGAAGAAGAAAGCACUGUGUGCACUGAAAUAAAGGAAUACUUGAUGCGAUUAGGAAACGCAGAGUGUAACCCACAGAAUUUUUUGGAAAAGAACAGCUCUUUAGACAAGCUGCUGAUCAUAAUUCAGAAUGAAGACAUUGCUGCUAACAUCCAUGAGAUUCCCGCCUUGGUGUCUUUAAAGAAGCUGCCGUCGGUCAGCUUUGCUGGUGUGGACAGCUUGGAUGAUGUUAAAAACCAUACAUACAAUGAGCUCUUUGUGUCUGGUGGCUUCAUUGUAUCGGAUGAGUCUGUUCUGAACCCUGACGUCAUCACUGUUGAAAAACUGCAGAGUUUCCUUAAUUUUUUGGAGGAACGGAACACUCAAAGUAACUGGCAAUGGAAAAUCCACUUCAAAACACAGAAGAAGCUGAAGGAAAUGGGAAGGAUGAACUCCAAAGUGCUGAGCCUCCUGACCCUGCUAAACUCCUACCAGAAGAAGCACCUGGUAGAGUUCCUGUCCUAUCAUGAGUGCGACUCACAAAGCCGCCAGGCUCCGGAGCUGGACUGCCUUAUCAAGCUGCAGGCCCAGAACAUCCAGCGCAGACACGUGGUCUUCCUCACAGAAAAACGUUUUGAGAUGUUUCCCAAGCACUGUAACAAUGGGGUUGUAGUCGCCACCAUAGAGGAUUUCAUGCAGAGUUUUCAGAGCCUUAUUGGCUUCAACAGCUCCAGCACAGAAGACAAGUGUGUACCGGGGACGAGCACUCCAGAAGUGCAGCCAGGGAUGUUACCAGUGGGAGAGCUGAAGGAGGAGGAGGAGGAUAUGUCGAUAGACUCCGAAGAAGAAUCUUCGAAAAUCGAGCUCUGUGGUGGAACCAUUAAAGCAGAAAGCCUGGAUCCAGGAGUGUGUAUCCCAGCCAUGCCUGCUGAGAGUCAGACUGCUCCCUUGCUGCACAGGGCUUCAGGACUGGACCUGGAGGCGCUCCGAUCCGCCAUCUCCAUCUUCACAUCUUCCGCUGCCAAGGACCCCAUGCCGCUGGCGCUUGUCGCUUCACCCGCUUCCCCCACCACGAUGACAUACAGCAUGUUCAAUGUGAACACUUACCAGAGUUUCCUCGGCACAGGACCCGAGACUCUCCUCACUGCCUCAAACACUCCCGGCGACCAGCAGAGAGCAGAACCAGCCCCGGGCAGUACUGGCAGCCAAGCCAGCGCUGCCCCUGCACCCAGGAACCCCACCAGCCCGGCUGCUCACCCUGCUAACCAAGCCAGCAGUAAACCUGCUUUCAGCACCCCUAACAUUCAGGUCACGCGUAAUCCUGCUCCUAAUAGUGGGGGCGGUAGCAAUCCAGCAUCUGUGACUAAUCAGGGCAGUGGUAGUCAUAAAGCCCCUGCCUGCCCCAUUAAUCUGGGCAGCAGCAGGAGUCCUGCUAACAGAGGUGGCUACAACAGUGCUACAUCAGGGAGUCUCACUCGGGGUAGUGGGGGUUCAGCUGGCAGGGGGACUGUCACUGCAAGUCAGGGUAGUGGGGGUUCAGCUGGCAGGGGGACUGUCACUGCAAGUCAGGGUAGUGGGGGUUCAGCUGGCAGGGGGACUGUCACUGCAAGUCAGGGUAGUGGGGGUUCAGCUGGCAGGGGGACUGUCACUGCAAGUCAGGGUAGUGGGGGUUCAGCUGGCAGGGGGACUGUCACUGCAAGUCAAGGUAGUGGGGGUUCAGCUGGCAGGGGGACUGUCACUGCAAGUCAGGGUAGUGGGGGUUCAGCUGGCAGGGGGACUGUCACUGCAAGUCAGGGUAGUGGGGGUUCAGCUGGCAGGGGGACUGUCACUGCAAGUCAGGGUAGUGGGGGUUCAGCUGGCAGGGGGACUGUCACUGCAAGUCAAGGUAGUGGGGGUUCAGCUGGCAGGGGGACUGUCACUGCAAGUCAAGGUAGUGGGGGUUCAGCUGGCGGAGGAAGUGGCAGUGCUGCACCCGGGACUCCAGAUAAUAGUGUCAGUGGGAAUUCAGCUGGCAGAGGGGCCAGCAUUUCGACAGCAACGACUCCCAGUCGGGGCAGAGGGACAGGCAAUGCUUCAUCCGGGACUGGUACCAGCCGUGGGAGGGGUAACUCUGCUAGCAGAGGCAGCAGCAGCAGCAGCCCUGCAGGCUCCGGGGCUCCUAACCAGGGCCGCGGUGGCGCUGCACCCAGGAACCCCUCCAGCUACGGCCAGGGAAACUUUCACCACAGAGGCGGCGGGAACUCUGCUAGCCGCAGGCGAGGGAACCGCAGGGGGGGCAGUGGGCAUUCUUUAUACCGCGGGCGGGGGCAUUUUGACGGGUACCGAGGGAACGGUGCCCCUCACAGGCACAACAGGGGCGGUUAUUGGGGGAACGAAAGGGAGAACUUCUACAAUGAUGACUUUGGCACCAUGUUCAAACCUUACUGACAAUUAAAAUGUACCUAGUAAAUAUUCAGAGUCAUACAUGAAGCGCUUUAAAUAAACCAACAUUUCUUUAAACCUAUGUAUACUGUAUGUGUAUAUACAUAUAUAUAAAUUCUUGGCACUGGGUAGUUCGGUUCCUCUACACUGAGGGAACUCCGUUGCUUGCUAUGUAUACAAACCCUAGACAGAAUCCACUAUAUUUGUAUUUGCCAAGAACCUUUUGUUACCCAAAUUCGUUUGUGAAUUAACUGCUUUUUUCUUGUCUUUAAAAUGUAUAGGGAAGGGAAAUGUACUACAGCUCAGAGACAGUAUACAUUUUUUUUUUUUAAAUCCUCUUUCCAGGUGGCAUUGUUCGCUGCUGAUUUUUAAAAAAUAAAUCUUUUUACAAUUAGGUUGUUGAAAAUGGUGGACUUUUCUAUGAGAUCCACUUGUAUCAAAAUGCAGGACAUUUUAUUUUACAAAAAUACAACAACAAAAAUGCAGUGAGAUUGAUUGUUUGGUUUUUUUUCUUUUUAAUGGUUUGAGUCCCUGUGCACGAUAAAAGCUGUGAAUCCAUGUAACAGUUACUGUGGUAUUGUCUCAUUCCAAAAAAUCUACAAUAAAGACAUCAUCUCCUUAAGGAACUCUACUAUGCACUACAAUGAAAGCUAAAUGAACUGGUCACCAGUGACAGGACAUUGAGGGCAGCUCCAUUCAAGGGACUCAUUCAUUUGUAUUGAAGACCAAAUCCUUUUAGGAUUUUGCUGGCUGGUAAACAGAGAUCUGCAGUCCAUGAUGCUUGCAUCACUUGCUGUGUCAGUAUGUAUCUAAGGGUAUGCCGGGUAUUCCUGUAUCCUUUGGACCGUGUUCUGACCCAUUCCCGGUUUCAUUGUAUCAUUACAUUUGGCUCGCUUUGGAGAAUCUCGCACCUUUUUUUAUCAAGGCUGUGUCGCAGGAGGGCUUCUGAAACAUCUUUCAGUGACUAGAAUGUCCACGGCUGCAUUGCCUGUUGUCUGUUUUUGUGUAUUAAAUCUUCUUUGAGGGAGGUGUUCCUCCUGCAGUUGAGGUGUGUUUAUUUUAUUUAUUUUUUUAUUUAAAGAUUUGCAAAUAUUUAUCUAAAUGUGUAGUGUAUUGGAACAUUGAUCCCUUGCCUUUUUUUUUUUUUUUUUUUUUUUCUUAAUUGAUGGACACACCUGAAAUGCCUAAAAUAUACUGGUCAACAAACUAGUGACAUUAAGAAAAAUCUACCUUAGUUGUUGUUUUUGUGAUUUUACAGGUUUUUAUUAUUGAAUAUGUUAAAUAAAGGAUACCUGUUUUACAGCAAUAUCAAUAGUUAUUUUAAUGUAGUUUUUUAUUUAAUUUUUUUAUUUUGCGCUCGUGAAAGUGUAGGCACAGUGGCACCGCCUACAUGCAGGUUACAAUCCAAUGGCAGUCUUGCCCGUUUCCAUGAUUAGAUUACAGCUCCUAAGCUUCAUUCUUUUAACAGUUUAAUGUAUUGUCUGAGCCUCAAAGUUUAUGGCACUGCCAGCUAUACUUUUAUAUUCUAACGGCCAUGGCACUGCCAGCUAUACUUUAUAUUCUAACGGCCAUGGCACUGCCAGCUAUACUUUAUA
Acipenser ruthenus (sterlet) is the source of this 7646-nucleotide messenger RNA. Its product is annotated as protein TASOR-like. Bases 142 to 6057 code for a protein of 1971 amino acids. Gene Ontology annotation, cellular component: nucleoplasm; heterochromatin. The transcript is spliced from 23 exons. The record is from RefSeq and is a predicted model, not a curated record. NCBI's taxonomy places the organism in Eukaryota, Metazoa, Chordata, Actinopteri, Acipenseriformes, Acipenseridae. Gene Ontology annotation, molecular function: chromatin binding. Gene Ontology annotation, biological process: protein localization to heterochromatin; negative regulation of gene expression, epigenetic.